AUGAACGGCCACUUUUCCGCCGUCGGCGACAAGCCGGAGGGCGGCGGCAGCUACGAGCACGGCGUCCAGGUCAUUGACGAGGACAAGGAGUUCAACGCGAACCUGACCGAGUACCUCCACGUUAGCCAUGUGGCCGAGGCUGGCUUCAACUACCACCUCAUCUCCGUCUUCGGCUCCCAGUCGACGGGCAAGUCGACCCUGCUCAACCACCUCUUCGGCACAGAAUUCUCCGUCAUGUCCGAGACGGAGCGCCGCCAGACCACAAAGGGCAUCUGGAUGUCCAAGAACAAGCGCGGCGAGAGCGCCGGCGCAAAAAUGGCCGACAACAUCCUCGUCAUGGACGUCGAGGGCACCGACGGCCGCGAGCGCGGCGAGGACCAGGACUUUGAGCGGAAAAGUGCCCUCUUUGCCCUCGCCACCAGCGAGGUCUUGAUUGUCAAUAUCUGGGAGCACCAGGUCGGCCUCUAUCAGGGGGCCAACAUGGGCCUGCUCAAGACCGUCUUCGAAGUCAACCUACAGCUCUUCCUGAGAGACAAGCAAUCUACCCCGAGAUCCCUCCUCUUCUUUGUCAUCCGCGACCAUCUCGGCACCACGCCCCUGGCCAACCUGCGAACCACCUUGACCCAGGACCUGACCAAGAUCUGGUCCACCAUCUCCAAGCCCCAGGGGCUCGAGGGCUCUCGCAUCGAGGAUUACUUCGACUUUGGCUUCGCUGCCCUUCCCCACAAGAUCCUCCAGGACGACAAGUUCAAGAGCGAGGUCCAGAAGCUCGGCUCGCGCUUCACCGCCGGGCACAGAGUUGGUAAGCCGGGCAGCCACGCCGACCACGAACUUGAGGGGGGCCUCUUCUUGCCCGAGUACCACCGACGAAUCCCCGCCGAUGGGCUCUCGGUCUAUGCCGAGGGCAUCUGGGACCAGAUCGUCAACAACAAGGACCUCGAUUUGCCCACCCAGCAGGAGCUGCUGGCCCAAUUCCGAUGCGACGAAAUCUCACGCGAGGUCCUCGUUGCCUUCGACCUCGUCGUGACACCACUUGAGGAGCAGCAGAGCGAGGCAACCAAGCUGGGCAAGAUCCUGGUCUUGGCUGACUUGGGCGCCACGGGUGUCAAGGUACGCGGAAACUGCGUCAAGGCGUUUGAGUCUCAGGCGAGCCGCUACCACAAGGCAACGUACACACGCAAGAGGCAGGAGCUGGAAGCCAAGGUGGACACGAGGCUCAAGGCGCUCUAUCAGGGACAGCUGACGGCGGCCCACAAGGCGGGAGUGGCGGCCUUUAGCGAGGCCGUCACCAACAAGGUCAAGGCGGGACAAAAGGCCGGCGGCGGCUACGAAUUCGCCGAGAUUGUGGCCCACGAAAAGAAGAAGACGCUCGAGAUCUUCGAGGCAGAGGCUACGAGCCUUGCCAUCGAAGGGGUUGCCUGGACCGGCUUCAAGCCGCAAUGUCAGCUGUUCGAAACGGAACUGGACGAGGUCAGCGCGAAGCUGCGCAAGGAAGAGAUGCGACGGCUGGCCACUCGCGUGGAGCGCUGGGUCAAGUCACGACUGGGCGACGCCGUCGGCCUGGAGUUCAACAAGCUGGAAAAGGACCUCUGGGACAGAAUCUGGACCGUCUUCACCGGCGUCGUCGCCGAGGCCGAGGGCCGGUUCGCGGAGCGUGCCAAGAGCUUCGACGCUAGCAACGAGGAGGCCGAGGUUGGCAUGUGGCGCCUGCGCCGGAAGAGCUGGGUCGGUCUCCGGGAGAAGAUUGAUGAAGAGGUGAUGGAGGGCAACAUCCUCCUGAAGCUCCGAGAAAACUUUGAGGAUAAGUUCCGCUACGACGAGGCCGGCGUGCCCCGGAUAUGGCGCCCAACCGACGACAUCGAGGGCCUCUACACCAAGGCGAGGGAGUCGACGCUGACGCUCAUCCCGCUGCUCUCGAGGUUCCGCCUCUCCGAGACGUACACUCCGCCGGACCUGCCUGGCUUUAUCGGGCCCCAACCCCGCGGCGUCGAGGUCGCCGACGAAGAGGACCUGCCUCCGAUUGGCGGCGUGGACGAAGUCGAGAGCAGGAGCCUGGAGGAAGAGAUGACGGUCCUCAGCGAGGGCAAGCGGCAAGACCUGGUGGUGCGGUUCAAGAAGACUGCCGACGGGGUGUACGUCGAAGCCAAGCGUAGCGCCAUUGGCGGCGUCGCUCAGGUCCCGUGGUACUUUUACGGCCUGCUGCUGGCAUUGGGCUGGAACGAGAUCUUUAUGGUUCUGCGGAACCCGUUCCUGUUCAUCCUCAUCAUCAUGAUGGCUGGAGGAACAUAUGUGGCGUACGCGCUCAACCUGCUGGGUCCCAUGAUGCAGAUGACCAACGCGGCCGCCACCCAGGGCAUCGACAUUGCCAAGCAGCAGCUGCGCGACUUCAUCGCUAAUUCAGAGACGGCAAGGCAGGCUCUGGCCGUGCCGGCGACAAACGGCACGAGCGGGGCGGACGUUGACAUGGACCGGCUGGACAGCCGGGGGAAAAAGACACGUCCGGCGGCGGACGAGGACGACGAGAUUUGA
Hirsutella rhossiliensis is the source of this 2529-nucleotide messenger RNA. Its product is annotated as root hair defective 3 GTP-binding protein (RHD3) domain-containing protein. Gene Ontology annotation, biological process: endoplasmic reticulum membrane fusion. Bases 1 to 2529 code for a protein of 842 amino acids. NCBI's taxonomy places the organism in Eukaryota, Fungi, Ascomycota, Sordariomycetes, Hypocreales, Ophiocordycipitaceae. Gene Ontology annotation, molecular function: GTP binding; GTPase activity. The record is from RefSeq and is a predicted model, not a curated record. Gene Ontology annotation, cellular component: endoplasmic reticulum. The transcript has 5 exons.